Molecule: messenger RNA, 1629 nt
Organism: Penicillium taxi
Lineage: Eukaryota; Fungi; Ascomycota; Eurotiomycetes; Eurotiales; Aspergillaceae
Product: cytochrome P450
Exons: 5
Coding region: 1-1629 (542 amino acids)
Molecular function (GO): iron ion binding; monooxygenase activity; oxidoreductase activity, acting on paired donors, with incorporation or reduction of molecular oxygen
Source: RefSeq, a predicted model, not a curated record
AUGAAUCAAUCUAUCCAUGCCCUGAUAGGAGGGAUAUUUGGUCUGGCACUUCAUUGGAAUGUCUUUAUUCACGGCGAGUGGCACAUCCACGCUCCAAAAAUCGUCAUUUAUCAUCUGGUAUACUUCUUAUUACUACUGCUUUCCAUCACGAACGCAUUCUGGAUGAUUCUAGGAUAUUUGCUGGCAAUAAUGUCCAGCAUUACAAUUUACCGUGUCUUUUUUCACCGACUGAAGUCAUUUCCAGGCCCAUUUUGGGCUCUCACCACCAAGAUCUGGCAUGCUUGGAAGUGUCGCCGUGGCCAAAACUUCCUGGUAUUGGAAGACUUACACCGACAAUAUGGAGAUUUUGUCCGAACCGGUCCCAGUGAAAUUACUGUUUACCAUCCAGACGUUUUUAUGGCCAUGGACGGGCCACAAGCGACCUGCGUCAAGUCUGACUGGUAUGACCUACUGAGCCCCUCGCAGUCUUUAGUCACUGCAAGAGUGAAGGAGACACAUGCAUUGCGGCGCCGGCAGUGGAACAAGGGCUUUACAUCCCAAGCGUUGGUACAAUACCAGGACCGUCUUCUUCCUUUACUCAGUCAACUUGAAAACUGCAUCGAUACCAAUAUCUCCGUGGGACGAGUUACUGAGGCCAAUGAUAUCUUCUACUGGCUUGGUUUUGAUCGCAUGGGAGACUUUGUCUUCAGUCGGACCUUCAAUAUGCUCUCUCAACAACAGUCACAUCAUAUCGUCCUCCUCUUGCAGCGGGCUCUGUCGCUUCUCGGUCCAUUAAGUCCUAUCCCUUGGUUUAUCCAUAUCGCAUUCAAGCUGUGUCCACGUGUGUGGAUUCUGCGUGAUUGGUAUCAGAUGGUGGCAUGGUGUGAGAGUCAAAUGCUUGACCGUCUAAGUGCCCAUAAUCUAGAUAAAUGUACCCACAGUAUGCAGGACCCAGAGGACCCAUCGAAAGUGCCCGACGUCGCGUACUAUCUUCUUCAGGAUGCAGUGGACAACCCAGCACAGUUUCCAUGGCUUACUGGUGAUAGUAUCUUGGCCAUCGUUGCCGGGAGCGAACCUACCGCCGCUGUGAUGAUCGGGUUGUUCUAUGAGUUAGCCAAAGACUCACGCCAUACUGAUAUUAUCCAACGGGAAAUCGAAGAUGUGGAUCUGAAAGAUCUGCGAUCACUGUCACAGCACUGUCCACAUCUCGAGGGGUCGAUUCUCGAAGCUUUACGACUGUAUCCUGCCCUGCCUACUGGCGGAAAUCGGAAAACUUUGGCGGAUGGUGUCAAGAUUGCGGGAGUAUAUAUUCCCCCAGAGACGACGAUUGUAGCUCCAAGAUUCUGUAUCUCUCGCCGAGAGGAUAGCUUUGAACAAGCAAACAAGUUCAUCCCCGAACGAUGGUACAAAUACCCAGAGAUGGUACGCAACAAAGCAGCAUUUGCACCAUUCGGAACAGGCCAUCACAGCUGUCUCGGUCGCGCACUUGCAAUGAACGACAUGCGGCUGAUUACAGCAAGCCUGGUCCAAAAAUACAAAUUUAGCAUUCCAUCCGGGGAAACAGGGGAUCCAGUGUGGAAAGACCUGCGGGACCAGUUUACCUCGAACCCUGGUCGCUUACGGUUGCUUUUCCAAUUGCGAGACAAAUAA